UUUCAGACCAGAACACAAGAGCAUCAAGCUGAGAGGACCACCGUAGAUGUACCUGCGGUGAGCCUCGGCAUCAAGUUGCUUCGCAUAACCCAGCAAACCUCUUGUUGGCAGGCUGCAAUUGCAUCUAAGGAUGCUGCAAUGAUCACGAAAGGCACUCGAUAAUUAGGCGUACAUCGAAGCAUGCUGCAACAACCAUUUUUUGGAUUUAUAUUUGACGAAAAAGAAGAAGGUUACAGCAGAAGACACGCUUUUGAAUCCGGGAGUUGAUGGGAAUUUCAAAUUUGCUUAGCAGGGCAAGAAAAGAGUUGGAGGAAAAGCAGGAACGGGGAAAGGAAAGGAUGGAUGGGAUGAUUGAUGAGGGCGGUGCCUGCUGGUGGAUGGUGGGUGGUGGGACCCACGCCACGUUGAUUCCAGCUCAUCAUUCGCGCACGUCUCUUCUUCGUCUCCCUUGCUGGCUGUCAGGACUCAGGCAGGGGCGGCAACCAGCAACAGCCAACAGCAAAGCCGAAUGGAAUUUUUUCGGUUGGGAAAUCUCGAAGGAGCAUGGAUCGUCCGUCCUGCUGGCUGAUUCGAUUCCUGUAGCUGUUCCUUCUUCCGCCCCUCCAAGCCUCCAGCUCCAUUCGAUUGGACUCGAUUCCUCUCCCCUGCCUCGUCCUCGUCCAUGGAUGAUCGGAUCACCACCGGCGGCGGGGCAUGCGCCGUCGGAGAAUUGGGUACCGCACCUCCUCCCUCCCUCCCUCUCUCAAUGGAUGAAUACGAAUUCGGGAUUGAAUCCGAGGUCGGAUCCGAUUGCAGCGUGGGACGUGGUGCUCUGGCGCCGGGGCCGCGCCGACGUCAGCGCCUGCCUGCUGGCGGGCACCGCCGCCUCCUGGCUGCUCUUCUACGGCCCGGGCCGCGGCUACACCGCGCUCUCCCUCGCCUCCGACGUGCUGCUGCUGCUCCUCACCGUGCUCUUCCUCUGGGCCAAGGCCGCGCGCCUCCUCAACAGGCCGGCGCCCCCCGUCCCGGCGAUGCGCGUCUCGCAGCGGGCCGUGGACGAGGCGGCAGCCCUGCUGCGCGCCGCCCUCGACGCCGUCUGCGCCGGCUUCCAUGACAUCGCCACGGGCAGGGACUCGCUCCUCUUCUGCCGGGUCUUCCUCUGCCUGUGGGCCCUCUCGAUCGUCGGCAGCCUCACCGACUUCCCCACCUUCUGCUACGCGAGUAUCGUGGCUCUUCUUACGCUCCCGGCACUGUACCAGAAAUACCAAGAAUGCGUCGACACGUACAUGAGGUUUGCCUACAUGAACCUGCGCAUGUACGAGAUGGUGUACGAGAGGUUCUCCAUGAAAUGCUUCAUCAGGGUCAGGGAUUGCGUCAUGGAGGUCCUCAAGGAUCCAUGACCAGCUUCCACCGCCAUUGCAUCGCUUGCUUCCACAGGGAUUUGAUUUGAUUUGAUUUGAUUUUCUUCUCUCUAGUUUUCUUUGAUUGAGCAUAGCAUAGCCCUAUCAACACGAGUAGUUCUGAUGAUUGUUUGUUUGAUUGCUCCGAGUGGUGUGCUGGUUGCUUUGAUCUUCAGCUGCUGCUGCUGCUGCUGUUCAGCCAGGAGCUAGUCUAGCGUGAUGCGUGCAAAUGGCUACGGCUGUUCCAAUUUGAUGCUCAGCGAAGCUACGAAUGCUUGUAGUUUUGUGUGCGCACCUGUUGUCCCCCAGGCUGCUUUCAUGUAGCAUGUACAGAAAGACAAAACUCACUGUAAACAUUUUGCUUAUAUCUCCCUGAAUGAAUUGAACUGAAAUGCGUUUGAUUGUUUA
Panicum hallii is the source of this 1787-nucleotide messenger RNA. RefSeq names its product reticulon-like protein B12. The record is from RefSeq and is a predicted model, not a curated record. Bases 267 to 1379 code for a protein of 370 amino acids. The transcript has 2 exons. NCBI's taxonomy places the organism in Eukaryota, Viridiplantae, Streptophyta, Magnoliopsida, Poales, Poaceae.